AUGCCUGCCCGGAAGUGCAGCGGAUUUGCAGCGCCGAGUGGAGAAGUGGAGCCCUGCCGCUUCCACCCGUCUGCGCUUGGGCAGCCCGCCCAAGGCAAGUUCGCAGGGCGCUGCGUCGAGUGCUGCCCGGAGGAGCUGCGGCGCCGCCUGGCUGACAGCAAGCUGACGGGGCUACUGGUUUGCGCGCUGGCCGCCCAAGCUGCCAACCCCGGCGCCGUCCGGCAGCUCUUGGCGCGCGCCUCGGCCGAGCGGCAAGAAGACCUCCAGGAGAAGGUGCGGGAGCGCCUGGGCGAAGGCGCGGAGAUCCAGGAAGUGGUCGAGGCGGGCGAGCUCGCCGAGGAUAUCAUGGACUACUUCCUGGACCGCGGGGGCUACGCCAGGAGCGACCCGGGCUCGGACGACGAGCA
Messenger RNA from Effrenium voratum, 407 nucleotides. Lineage: Eukaryota; Dinophyceae; Suessiales; Symbiodiniaceae. The record is from the annotation of a GenBank genome assembly.